CCAGGGAAACACUUUUAGCCAGCUUUUGCACAGUGCCCAACUCCGAGCACCACAAAUACGGAAUGGUCGCCUUCAACAAUGCCACUCAAGGUCGUGGUGGUGAAUUUGACCUGGACCUACCUGUGAUGAACUGCAGAGAAUACUCCUUUAUCUUCUCUGUUGUAGAGCCUGAAAUUUCGGAUGUUGUUUCAGCUUUAUUUCAUACAAUUUUACUUCAUAGGACGUUGCCGACUCUUGAUUUUAAAGGAGGAGCAGUGAGCUACAACUCCUAUCUUGGUAUAUGUGAUGUGGAUUGUAAAAGUCUUGACUUGACCUACGUAUGUAUAAACUCCAACCAACUUAUCGAAAAAGUGGCAACUUCAGUUUCAGCCUUUGUUGAAGCCAUGCAUCGUGAUAGCUGUUCAUCUAACAAUAAUGGCGAAGUUCGUGGCGCAAUUAACUUGGAGUUUGUGGUUCACAGAAAAGGGGUUUGGUUGGGACCAGAAGCCGCAACUUGGGAACGUUGGAUUGUAAAUGUGAUUCUGAAAAGCGUCAGUGCGAAUGAAAAAGAGGAUCAUCGUCGUCAAAUUAGCAGUCAACUAAGAGAUGAAUUGUGCAACAUUCUCGAACACUUCAACUCUCCCUCAGCUUAUGCUCCAUCUUUAGGUAGCUCACAAGUGGAAACAGAACACAUCAUUGACUUCUCUAUGUGCGGGAUUUCACCCUAUCGGUUUAGUAUAAAUUAUCUUUCUAAUUCAUGUCAAAGUCGUUCCGGAGUGAGUGUGACCAUGAGGCGUAUAUUUAAAGAUGCUAGACUUUGAUAUACAUUUUUAUUUUCAUAUUUUGUGUAUUAUCAAUAAUAUGUACCUAAUUUUGAUACCGAUAUUGGACUAUCAGUCAUAAGCGAUUCGGCAUUUAUAUAAAGUCGUGGGAUUCAGUUCUUUAUUUCCUAAUUCUUGUUUUUAUUUUUCGCUAUGUUUAUUACUUGAAGUUGCAUAUUAGUAUUUCUUUAAUUCUGAUUGCUGCUUUGUUAUGAUUUUGGUGAAUUUUUAUAAAAAUUGCGAUGAACCAGUUGCAGAUGUGAGUUUGACUUGCAUUGUGCGAUUCACUUAAUGUAGGGUCACCAAUCCCUUGGUUUAGAAAGAAUUCUCUCGUUUAUGUAGUUUUAGUAGCUGUUAAAUCAACAUCUAUCCAUCACCUAUUCCUUCAAUAUCAAACAAAAUAUGAAGUAAUAGUAAGGAGCUCAGUAAUUAAAAGCAGGGUUAUAAACUAGGUUUUUAUCGCAUUAAUGAGAUGAGGGAUUGAUUAUGAAGUUGUUUUAUUAUUACUAAUGGUUUUAUUCAAUAUAAUUUUUUUGGUACAAUAUAGAAUUCUUAGCACAAGGUAUUUCA
Schistosoma bovis is the source of this 1370-nucleotide messenger RNA. The record is from the annotation of a GenBank genome assembly. NCBI's taxonomy places the organism in Eukaryota, Metazoa, Platyhelminthes, Trematoda, Strigeidida, Schistosomatidae.